CAGUUUGUGUCGAGUUCCCCUACGGUGAUGUGCUAGGUUUCGUCGAGUCUGCCCGUCGUCGUCGUCGUUGUCGUUUUCAGUUCAAAGUGCCGAAGUUCAGCUAGAAGUUCAGCCAGCCUACAAGCUCCAGCCCAGCGCAAGCCAGCCAGCUAGUGUUUUGGCCUACGGUCGUGGUCAAACCGGAGUUUUUCGAGAUCACGCCCAACCUUCCUGCCCACAGCCUGCCUCUCCAAGCCCGUCUCCACGCCGUUCCCAGAAGCUUUCUUCUCCCGGAACGGUAUCAGCGUUAGGCAAAGAGAGAGAGUCACACCCGGGUACCUGUCCGUCAGGAAGGCGCAGCAGCAACUCCAGGUUCUUCCAGGUUCCAGGCGCGAAGCGUUGCAAUCGCGCGUGCGGUUUUUUGGCGUGAGCGGACGAAAGCGGACAUUUCCGAGGAGCACCGUGUGGCCACCAAUUGCCGCCGUUUGGCCGCCAAACAAGCCGCGUCCCCCUUUUGGAACUGGAAAAAAAUCAGCUGUAACACAGAAAACGUAGGCAAAACAGGCAGCUCUAGCAACAACAACAACAACAAAUCAACAACACGGCAACAACCAACAACAACAACUCAGUGCAUAUAAUCAGAGAAGGAAAAAAAAGAGUUACAACAAGUGAUGGUAAUCAUAACGUAAGAGAGGCAGACGGCGAAGCAAAAGAGUAGAGAAAAAAAAGAAGUGAAAUUAUAAAUAAAAAUAUGAAAAGGAAAGUGAAUUGAAUCUCGACGAAAGCAACAACAGCAGCAGCACAGCGAAAGGGUGAACCGAAACGAAGUCGAAAAAUAAAAAGAAGAAGAAAAAGAAGUUGAAGGUGUGAAGUUGCAGAAAACUUCCACGAAACGAAAAAAAAGAAGAAGAAGUAGCAGCAGUUGAAGAUUUAGUUUAAAUCAUUCCGAAAAGUGCACGCGAAAACAUGUUUUUCUCAAGCCGCAGCAUAUGAUAAUGAUAAAGAGUGAGUCCAGUGCUAUUAACAGAGCGAACCAAGGUAACGAUUGGGGGAGUCCCUGGGCGAGUCUCUUGAAACCCAUUGAUGAAGUGGUCCGGGAAGCACUCCCAAAUCGUCGGUCUUGAGCGCAACACACCCACCAAACUAAACCCUUACUCUGUCCAGGUCGUCGAAGUCCCCCCCUUAACGUUUCGACGCCAUCCCGCGAAGCCCGCGCGAGCAGAAUUCAUCUACGCUUCCCCUAUGAAGUAAGAUGUUAGGUCCCACCAAAUGGAGACUCCUAACGAUAGUCGCCGGAAUAUUGCUCGCCCAUGCCAUUGAAUCGCCGAACAGUGCCAAGAGCAACAAGCUCAAGGGUUCAACGGUGCGGACGUUCUCGAAUCCCGACCUGGGCCUGCGGAUAGAACAGAUCGAGCCGUGGGGCAGCCGAACGAUCACGUCGCGGAACUUGCUGGUGCCACACGACACUUUUUCGAACGUGGACAAUGUGCGGUACAUUGACAGCAGGUCGGCGAAUAGUCGAUUGCUGAGGAACACUUUUGGAGCAUUUAGAUUCGCUGGGCCUCCAGCCCAGCCACAGCCACCAUAUCGGCCUGCAGUCAAUCAACGAACGGCCAAAAGUUUCCAGAACCGUCGUUCAGACAACCCUCAACCACAGCCAAUAGUUCCGGAAGUUCUUCCGGAGUCUGCUCUGCUAUACCAGGAGCCACAACGAAUCUUGGAGCUUCAAAAUGUGACCCGAGCGCGUCAGUACCGCUACAAGGUCAUCCCCAUCAACUACUUCUACCAGGAACCCAAGUUCCCUCCGGUCUACAACCCCAUUCCGAACAAUCUUCCUCCAAAGACCACCCAGAAUGACGAGCCCCAUGAAGAGGACUUCCCUACCGCGGACGAUGCCGACGCUGCUCCCUCAGGGAACGCAUCAUCCGUGGUACCGGACUCCAACGCCAUGGGCGCUCGUCGUUCCGGGAUCCAGUUCCCACCGGGACCGUACAAGGUCGCUAACCCCUUCACCCCGCAAGGCUACAACGAGGAGAGCUUCGCCUACACCGACACUCUUAAUCUCUACCAACGGCCAGUCAACACCGCCGAAGAUUACGAAGACCCGAUAGAACCGUACGACACUCGGCAGCAACGGGCGCAGUCUCCAACCGCCUCCCCGGUUAUGCCAACCGAGCUGGAACCUUCCGCAAGCUCCGAAAUCUCCCGAAACAUGUACGCAUCCCGCUUCUUUCGGGACUUUCCCCGACCUCCCCAGCUUGACCUCCGACCGGCGGAAUCCAUCCACCGACCAUCCCGUCUCAUCGAGUUCCCCGGUCUGGUUAACGUAAAGCAGCCGGUCAUGCCCUUCCGGGAGGAUGUCACCAAGUUCGGAGACGUCAACGGACCCAUCACAGCGGUUCAGCGACCGUACAUCGACUACGGGGAUGGCAAGCGGUACCGGGCGUACGAUCCGAACUACUACGUGGAUAGUCCGUAUCAGCCGCAAGGGUUGGCCAGUGGGAGGCAGCAGCAGCAGCACUACUUUCCGGCGAAGCUCUACACGGAACCACCGGCGCAGAAGAUCUACCAGCCGUGGAAGACGCGGUCGCCGCGGGUCGUGUUCCCGCAGGGGGAUAUUACCGGACCCGGGUCCGGGUUUGGAAUCGAUAAUGUUGUUUUCAGGGAUCAAAACUUCGGCUUGAACGAGCUGGCGGCGAUCCAGGAUGUGCGGAACGAGUUCAACCAGGAUGACAUCAACGACGAACCGUCGACGUCCAGCAAAGAUCGAGUUGACUUUCCCCAUUCUAGCCCAAGUAGAUUCCCUCCGACACUCCCGAACACACCGACUGUCCAAUAUCCCACCACCUACCACCCAAAGUUACACCCCAAACUACCACCCCCUCCCCCACCACCAUCACCACCACAUUCACCACCCCAGCCUCAGUUUCCUUCCGCGAGUUCUAAGGCCGUGGCAGUGGUGCCAGCGAGUCGUCCGAAACCAAACCCGUUGUACCAACAGCGUUUUCCGUUGCACAGCAGUAACAACAACAACAACAACUUUAACAACUACAAACCCAGUGGUGCCAUCAUCUAUCGCAAAACUAAAGCAACGUCAUCUCAAACCGCAGUUGGUGGUGUUGGCGGCGGUGGGAGUGGAGUGGCAAGCGGAACGGGAACAGGAGGAGGAGGAGCAGCGGCGGCGGCGGCGGGGAUUGGCGACUCGGUCCGGUCGGAACUCCAGUGUCAGCACGAGGGCGGCACCUGCGAGUUCUUCCUGCUGUGCUGGAUGUCCGGCGGGUUGCUGCAGGGCUCGUGCGGCGGCCUGCUCAAGGGGUGCUGCCACCGGACGGCCAAGUCGGCCAACAUCGCCAUCGACACCGGCAACACGAUCGAUCUGACAAAUCUUCCAAAUUACGAUUACGGGCCGGUUGAGAACGAUCCCAGUGAGUUUGUUGUCACGUUGUGCUAAGAAAACGCGCCAUCU
Culex pipiens pallens (northern house mosquito) is the source of this 3445-nucleotide messenger RNA. RefSeq lists its product as uncharacterized. The record is from RefSeq and is a predicted model, not a curated record. The transcript has 5 exons. The coding region runs from base 1232 to 3430 and encodes 732 amino acids. Lineage: Eukaryota; Metazoa; Arthropoda; Insecta; Diptera; Culicidae.